Messenger RNA from Sphenostylis stenocarpa, 1089 nucleotides. Lineage: Eukaryota; Viridiplantae; Streptophyta; Magnoliopsida; Fabales; Fabaceae. The record is from the annotation of a GenBank genome assembly.
AUGAAUAACUCAAAGCGCUGUUACGAGAAUGGAGGAAUUUACUUUCUUCUCCUCCUCUUCAUCUUUCCUCUUGCCGCUGCACAAUCUGUUAACGGUAACCAAAACGACUCGUAUUACAAUCGUUUCAGUCCUUCCAUGGCCAUCAUAAUCGUCAUCCUCAUCGCGGCGGUCUUCCUCAUGGGAUUCUUCUCCAUCUAUAUCCGCCACUGCGCCGACUCCCCCUCCGCCAGCAUCCGCAACCUCGCCGGAGGCACCGCCCGCACGCGCCGAGGCCUCGACCAGGCCGUCAUCGACACCUUCCCGACGCUCGAGUACUCCGUCGUCAAGAUCCACAAGCUCGGAAAGGGGACGCUGGAGUGCGCGGUGUGCUUAAACGAGUUCGAGGACACCGAAACGCUGCGUUUGAUCCCCAAGUGCGACCACGUCUUCCACCCCGACUGCAUCGACGAGUGGCUCGCCUCCCACACCACCUGCCCCGUCUGCCGCGCCAACCUCGUCCCCGAGCCCGGAGACUCCGUCAGAGGAGUUCCGAUUCUCAACGACAUCGAGGCCCAAAGCGAAGACCAACCCGAAGCCCACAACGAUGCCGUCGAGCCUGCUCCCGAACCACAACAAGAGUCUAAGCUUCCAAUUCCCUCCGAACCCCCUCAAGUGCUCACCCUAAACCAGACGCUGAACCGGAACCGCACGAGAGGCUCCCGGUCGGGCCGCCCCCGCCGGUUCCCGCGCUCUCACUCGACCGGUCAUUCGCUGGUCCAACCCGGCGAGGACACUGAACGGUUCACCUUGAGGCUUCCCGAGGAAGUUAGAAAACAAUUACUUCUGAACCCUGAACUUCAUCGAGCGAGAAGCUUGGUUAUGUUACCCAGGGAAGGUAGUUCACGGCGUGGAUAUCGAACCGGCGAGGGUAGUAGCAGAGGGAGGUCUUCGAGGCGGUUGGACCGGGGGUUUAAGUCGGACCGGUGGGUUUUCACGAUGGCGCCGCCUUUCUUAGUGAGGGCCUCGUCGGUUAGGUCCCCGAGGGUGGCCAACAACGGCGGCGCAGGAACAUCCGUUCCGCCGCCGCCGGCUGCUGUGGAAUCUGUUUGA